AUGAAAAGGCAAAUGCCCCGAGCUCUAAGAUACAUUACACUUAUUGUAGCAGCUGAAAUAACAAUUCAACUGGCUGCAGAAAAAUUUAUUCAAUCCAGUUCCCAAUGUAGUGAUGAGCUUUCCUUGCUUAACCAUCCAUAUCCAAGUUCAAUGUUGGGUAACUCUGCGGGAGAUUCUGAAGAGGUUCAUCUUCUCCAGAAUCUUCUGUCCUCUGCUGAAAAAAUAGAGUUUGAGGAAAAAGACUGUGGAUCCUUUAGAAGCAUUGCAGCGUUCAGAUUCGACCCUUAUUGCAUUUCGCGAUCAGAUUCCUCUCUCUCCCUGAUUACCAAAUUGGCUGGAAUUCAAACCUUAUUCGAACAUGUAGCAGAGGCAAGGAAGGUACACAUAAUUGACCUUGAGAUCAGCGUACACUUUGACGGCUACGAUUGA
Messenger RNA from Fraxinus pennsylvanica, 429 nucleotides. The record is from the annotation of a GenBank genome assembly. Lineage: Eukaryota; Viridiplantae; Streptophyta; Magnoliopsida; Lamiales; Oleaceae.